Molecule: messenger RNA, 1294 nt
Organism: Ruditapes philippinarum (Manila clam)
Lineage: Eukaryota; Metazoa; Mollusca; Bivalvia; Venerida; Veneridae
Product: macrophage mannose receptor 1-like
Exons: 7
Coding region: 1-1230 (409 amino acids)
Molecular function (GO): signaling receptor activity
Source: RefSeq, a predicted model, not a curated record
AUGAAUUCCACAUCAAGGUCCACUAUUGGUUCAAGCACGCCAUUCAAAAUUAAAGUCACACAACCGACAGUUCCUCCAACAACUACUGAUAGAUUUUCAUCACCGUUAAGCAAUUAUGUACAAAAUGUUACUACUGUUGAAUCAACAACCGUUUCCCCGUCAACGUCUGCUAAGACAUCAACAACUGUUGUCACUACAAGCACUUUGCCAAGUACACCACGAGUUACAUUUCAGACAACUGUUACACUAAUAGAAGGUCAUACAAAUCUCUGCCCUGUGAUUUUACAGUCGGAAGCAAAGCAUACCCCAUCAAUUACGCUUGCUCAAUUCAGAAACAAAUGUUACGAAGUUGUUCAAACAAAAGUCUCGUGGAUACAUGCGGAAAAGAAUUGUUUGAGCAAAAAGGGUCAAUUAGUUGAUAUAAGAAGCCAAGAGGAGCAGGAUUUCCUAUUUCACUAUCUUGAAAGUAUCAAGAGUCAUACCAUAUGGUUAGGACUCCAUGACAGAAACGCGGAGGAGAAAUUUGAAUGGACAUCAGGUGAACCAGUCACAUACACUAAUUGGAAGGACCAUCGACAGACAUGGAACCAUCUUAAAGAAGACUGUGUGUAUAUGACGGCUAACGGAACGUGGAAUGACAUCUAUUGCGGAAGUUCUGACGACCGGUAUGAGCAGCAAACGGGCUUUGUCCAUUCCUACAUCUGUCAGUAUGAUACUUAUGAUCCACUGGAUGGACAGUUAAACUUGUGUUCACUCAAACUUCACCACCAGGCUGACAAAGAUAAUGCAAUUUUAAGUCAAUUUGGACACAGUUGCUACGAGCUUGUUUCGAAUGUAGCAAUAGCUUGGCAACAUGCUGAAGAUGUUUGUAAGCAAAGAGGCGGUCAUCUUGCAAAUAUUAAAUCUUCUUUAGAACAAGCGUUCAUUCAGGGAUUUAUGCAGCGGUAUUCACCGCACAGUCCAAUUUGGAUUGGGCUCAGUGACAUGGCUUCAGAGGGAACAUUUUACUGGACGUCAGGCGAAGCCGUCAAGUUUACCAAUUGGAUACAAAGUCAUGCAAAUAAUAAUAAUAUCAACAAUUGUGUUAUUUUAAUGCCUUACGAAAAUGGUAAAUGGGAAAAUGUGCCUUGUGGUGUGUCUCACCAUUACAGUAAAAUAGUUGACAAGGGGGAAGUACAUCCUCUUCUAUGUGAAUAUAAUACAGUCUCGGGGGCUCCUAUCGUUGGUUAGUACAAACAAAUGUUGUUUAUUUGUAAGUAAAACAAUGCAAUGGAAAUAAACUUGCUUUUAUCCG